Molecule: messenger RNA, 2124 nt
Organism: Prorocentrum cordatum
Lineage: Eukaryota; Dinophyceae; Prorocentrales; Prorocentraceae
Source: the annotation of a GenBank genome assembly
AUGCGCGCGUUCGCGACGAAGGCUGUCAGACUAUACCUGACCGCGGACUUGCAUGCUGACACCCCCGAAGGUGCCGUUAUCACGGCGGCGGAUUUGCCGGCCACCACGAUGCCGGCAUGGAGCUUCACUGCCGGUGGCCUGGGCUUGGAGCCGUGCAGCGCUGGUCUGGUGGAGCGGGACCUCCUGUCCUACCUCUGGGGCCGAGGCUGCUGGGCCUCAGGAGUUGCGCUGGCGUGCGACAGCCUGGGGAGCAGCCUCGGCUUCGCCGCGGCGCCCUUCCACGGCGGGGGCCCUCGGCGUCGCGGGCUGGGCCUGGGGUGCGGUGACUGCGGCCACGGCCCCCAGCGCGAGCUGCCGAUCGCGCCCAUGCCGUGCCUCACGCCGGCGCUCCUCGCCGCCGCGAGCGCGGCAUCCGCCCUGGCCGCGGCGGCGCACGCAGCGCCCCGCGGCGGCCCGGCCGGCGGCGGCGCCGCCGCGGGCGGCGUCCGCCCGGCCGUGCGCGCCUCGGCCUCCGCCGCCGCCGCCCCCGCGGCCGCAGCGGCCCGCGGCGGCCGCGCGGGUGAGCGGGCGGCCGCGGCCCCGGCGAGCGAGCGGCGCGCCGCGGCGGCCCGGGCUCCCGGGGGAGGGUCCAGGCCCAGCCCCGAGGCGCUGGGCGCGCUGGGGCAGGUGCCCGCUUCGGGCCCCGGCAUCGCCGGCGCUGGCCGAGGUGCCGCCGGCGAGGGCGCGCCGCCGGGCACGCCGGGCGCGGAGGCGCCGGGCACGGCGAGGCAGGUGUUCGGUCAGGAGCCCAUGGGAGACGCGCCAGUUUCUCAGCGGCAGACCGACUGGCGAGCCGGGGUCGCGGCACGGCGAGAGCGCGCAUGGAACGUGGGCGCGAUUGUGGGGAACAACGAGCGUGAGUGCGAGCAUUGCAAGGACAACCAGACGCGGCUUCUGUGGCCGACGCAUAUUGCGUUGGAUACCCACGCCGCGAAGUGGGAGUUGCAGGGCAUGGAGAAGCCGGGCCUGGAACCCAUGUUGCUCUUCGCCGGACAGCUCGCGCUGCGGAGCGCGCGCAGCACGCGCGGCCAGGAGAGCCGCGCCGUGCCGCGCGCGGCGCCGGCCGCGCAGCGCGCCGAGGGCCCGGCCGGCGCCGCGGCCCGGGCGCCCCGCGGGGCCGCGGACGCGGCGUGCCAGACGAGCGCGGAGGAGCGGGAGGCCUGCGUGAUCUGCCUGCAGGGGCCGCGGACCCACGCGUUCGCCCCCUGCGGGCACCUGUGCGUCUGCGCCGCGUGCGGCUGGGAGCAGGUGCGCAGUGCUGCCUCCUGCGCCACCAGGGCCAGGUGCCCCCUCUGCCGGAAGACCGCCGACGACGUGCUGCGGAUAUUUGAUUGGCUCGACCCAGGCGGCGCCUCAAGGUGCGCCGUCGGCGGUGGCGGGCCUGGCCCGGGCCUCCCCGGCGCGGCCUCGCCCCCCGACGGGGGCGGCCAGCCGCCGCCGCCGCCGCCCGCGGCCGUGAGGCGCCCCCGCUUCCGGCUGGUGAACCGGAAGUGCGCCUCGGGCGCGGGGCCCCGCCGGGGCCUCCCGGGCACGGUGGGCUGCCCCGAGGAGCUGGCACCUGGCGCAGUGGGGGGCGCGGCGUGCCAGACGCUCGGGCGAGGCCUGUGCGCCCGGUGCGGGGUGUCCCCGGCGACGCACGCGGCCGUGCCCUGCGGGCACCUGUGCGCAUGCGGGCCGUGCGCCAGGAGCGCGGCGUGCCACCCGUGCCCGGUCUGCGCGCGCACGACGCAGCGGCGCUUCCUGAGGAUCUUCGGCUGACCGCCGCGGCGCCUGGCAGACUCCUCGAUGACAGGCCCGCGGCGGCGCGAGGAGGAGAUCAGCUCCGCCGCGGCCUGGCCAUGGCCCCCUCGCGGAAGGUGGCCCGGCCUCGACGCCCGCUUGAGCGGCACGCUCGCCGCGUCCGCUGGGGGCACCUCCCUCGCGCUGGCCGGCGCCGUGCUACGCUCUGCCGCAUGCCGCUCUCCCCGGGGCGCUCGAAUCGGGGGACCUGCCCGGCGUUGCCCUUCGAUCACAGCGGGCGUUCUCGCUCCAGCUCGGGCCCCCUUGGGCCCUCUCACAGAUCGACCCAGUGGGGUCCAGGGCGCC